GGCCGAGUGCUUGGCCACGGCGGAUCCUUGGCCUGCGAACCGCAAGGCAGAGUGGUGGGAAGCCAUCACGCAGAAUUUGGACUUUGUCCUGGACGCAAUGGGCGUGGCGUUCUGAAUGCAGACUAGGUUGUUACAUUGAUCAAGCAAUGCAGCGAGCUGUGUAGUGGCCUGGCGCACAGACGCCGCUCAGAGACAUCAGUACAGGAGAUGGUCAAGGGAUUCUUUCAGCGGAGACAAUGCAACAUGUAAAGUCAGUAGCAUUCGCAUUGCUGCUUCACCGCGUGCCUUCCGAAGUCCACAACUCAACCCGCGGGGAAGAAUCCCUCCUGACAAAACGGACAGUCUUGAUGUUCGCAGUGCCACAAUGUCCGUCUCGCCCGCGCCUGCUUGUCUGCUGGACGAUCGGUGCGACUCGUCGGCGAGUGCGACCCGAUCCACACCAUCUCCACACCCAUCACUCACAGACCCCACCACACCGACAUCACCCUGCCACACUGCCGCCACAUUUGCCACCUAUUUUCACGCGCGCGUCAAAAAUUACGGCAUGCCUUAAAAUCCACCUGGAUAUCACCCAUCUUGGAACUUUGUGGCGAUCUAGUUCGUUCGUUUCUGAUUCGAUUGACUUCGUUCUUGUUUCUACAGAUGCAGGAGAGCUUCAGGUAUCGUUAGAACAGCAAAAAGAGCGAAUCCGCUGAGGGAUUUGAACCCCCGAUCGCUUGAUUAACAGAUUUGAUCGCUAAUGUGACGAAAACAAGACCUCGAAGUCAAGCGCCUUACCCCUGGGCCAAGCGGACUAUUU
Molecule: messenger RNA, 799 nt
Organism: Kockovaella imperatae
Lineage: Eukaryota; Fungi; Basidiomycota; Tremellomycetes; Tremellales; Cuniculitremaceae
Exons: 1
Coding region: 237-695 (152 amino acids)
Source: RefSeq, a predicted model, not a curated record